GAGGAGAGCCCCCGCCCCCCUUCGCAGCGGCCUGCGGCUGGGGUUGCAGGGAGAACUGGAACUGGGUUCGCCGCAGGGGGAGGCGGCGCGUUAAACCCGCCCCCUCCCCAUACCCUACUUCCGAGGGGGUGGGCAAUAGAGGAGGGGUUGGGGUUGGAGGAGCAGCGAGGGGCCCCUCCCUUGCACCUCCCCCCACCGGACUUGGUCGCGCCCGAAGUGUAACACUUUCUCUUUGUCGGAGGAGCUCCUCUGUUUCCUGUGCGGUAGCUCCCGUUGCGGCGGCUCCCGUGGCAGCCCUGGCGGACGCAGGAGCGAUGGCAGCGACCGAUAUAGCUCGCCAGGUGGGUGAAGGUUGCCGAACUGUCCCCCUGGCUGGACAUGUGGGGUUUGACAGCUUGCCUGACCAGCUGGUGAAUAAGUCAGUCAGCCAGGGCUUCUGCUUCAACAUCCUGUGCGUGGGGGAGACUGGUUUGGGCAAGUCCACACUUAUGGACACCCUGUUCAACACCAAGUUUGAAGGGGAGCCAGCUACCCACACACAGCCAGGUGUCCAGCUCCGGUCCAAUACCUAUGACCUCCAAGAGAGCAAUGUGGGGCUAAAGCUCACAAUUGUUAGCACGGUGGGCUUUGGGGACCAGAUCAACAAGGAGGACAGCUACAAGCCCAUUGUGGAAUUCAUCGAUGCGCAAUUCGAGGCCUACCUUCAGGAGGAACUGAAGAUCCGAAGAGUGCUGCACACCUAUCAUGACUCCCGAAUUCAUGCCUGUUUGUAUUUCAUUGCCCCCACGGGUCAUUCCCUGAAGUCUCUGGACCUAGUGACGAUGAAGAAGCUGGACAGUAAGGUGAACAUCAUCCCCAUCAUCGCCAAAUCAGAUGCCAUUUCUAAGAGUGAGCUAACAAAGUUCAAAAUCAAAAUCACCAGCGAGCUUGUCAGCAAUGGAGUCCAGAUCUAUCAGUUCCCUACAGAUGAUGAGUCGGUGGCAGAGAUCAAUGGAACCAUGAACGCCCACCUGCCGUUUGCUGUCAUUGGCAGCACAGAAGAACUGAAGAUAGGCAACAAGAUGAUGAAGGCACGACAGUAUCCUUGGGGCACUGUGCAGGUUGAAAAUGAGGCCCACUGCGACUUUGUGAAGCUGCGAGAGAUGCUGAUUCGGGUCAACAUGGAGGAUCUGCGGGAGCAGACCCACACCCGGCACUAUGAGCUGUACCGCCGCUGUAAGCUGGAAGAGAUGGGCUUCAAGGACACCGACCCUGACAGCAAACCCUUCAGUUUACAGGAGACGUAUGAGGCGAAAAGGAAUGAGUUCCUAGGGGAGCUCCAGAAAAAAGAAGAGGAGAUGAGACAGAUGUUCGUCCAGAGGGUCAAAGAGAAAGAAGCGGAACUCAAAGAGGCAGAAAAAGAGCUGCACGAGAAGUUUGACCGUCUGAAGAAACUGCACCAGGAUGAGAAGAAGAAACUGGAGGAUAAGAAGAAAUCCCUGGAUGAUGAAGUGAAUGCUUUCAAACAGAGAAAGACAGCGGCUGAGCUGCUCCAGUCCCAGGGCUCCCAGGCUGGAGGCUCACAAACGCUGAAAAGAGACAAAGAGAAGAAAAAUUAACUCUGCUGUUUGCUGCAUGCUGCAUGAGACCCAGGGUCCUGCUUUUUUUAAUCUUGUCUUCAGCAGCUGCACUAAGUCUAAAGGAGAAGACUGCCAUUAUAGAAGAGUUAGGGUUCCAUAUUGUCUCAAACCAGAAAUCAACCAAUUCCCUCUCCCCUCCAACUGCGUGCGCACAUACAUACAUACACACAUACCACUCAACAAGUGUUCAUGUGUCCCUGUGUGCAGGCAAGAAGCUCUCUUCUGACUUACAUGGUAUUUUAAAUGGCAGUGUCUUGUCCUAAACUAACAAGGCAGGAAAAGAACCAUCAGAGCUGGAAAAUGGACCAAAUGUAACCUCAGAGAGACAACUACAGGACCACUCACUCAAGUGUAAGUGACUGGGGCAGGACACCUCAGCUGUGGGUGUGGAAGUGCUGUUCACGAGUUUUUGUUUGAGCUUUAUGUUUUUAGACAACAAUUAUCUGGUUCAGUGAGUUGACUGUCUACAGCCACUAUUACGCAUUUCUGAAUAUGGAAGAGAAAGUCAAGUGACAUUUGUAUCUUCUUCAACAUUCACAGACCUUCUGCAGACCCCAGCAAGGGGGAAAAUGGAUCCACUAUCUGCCACUCAGGUGGAGAGGGGAGAGAAGAGAGGGGGUUUAAGCUUAGUGAAGCAAAAUCACUUCAUUCAACCUUCCAGGGCCAGUUGAGGUUUUGAGAGAGGUUUCUACUCAACCUGGGAUCUGGAGGGAGAGCUUUGAUGUUGCUAAAUCUGCCUUGAAUUCAUUGGUUUAACUUGCAUCAAAAUACCAUGUGAGUGUGCUCAUUCCCAUAUGUCCCUGCCACCAUCACCACCAUUCUGCUGUCCAGUGUCUCUUGAGAGAGCCUCUUUGCAUGUUUUCUAGAAUCUGUGUUUUUCCUUUCUUCUCCUUUGUUCUUUUUGCUCAAAGGUGUGACCAGUCACUGCCCCUCCGGGGCUUUCAUUCUCCAGGAGAAACAUCCCAGAACCAGCACUGUUUAGCUUGAUACCUUUCUAAUGUCCAUGUCAAUUUUCAAUAAAAUUCAAAGAAAUGCUAAA
Molecule: messenger RNA, 2658 nt
Organism: Carlito syrichta (Philippine tarsier)
Lineage: Eukaryota; Metazoa; Chordata; Mammalia; Primates; Tarsiidae
Gene: SEPTIN6
Product: septin 6
Exons: 11
Coding region: 315-1598 (427 amino acids)
Biological process (GO): cilium assembly; cytoskeleton-dependent cytokinesis
Cellular component (GO): cell division site; microtubule cytoskeleton; septin ring
Molecular function (GO): GTP binding; GTPase activity; molecular adaptor activity
Source: RefSeq, a predicted model, not a curated record